This is a messenger RNA of Xyrauchen texanus (razorback sucker), 1629 nucleotides long. RefSeq names its product VPS37D subunit of ESCRT-I (gene vps37d). The record is from RefSeq and is a predicted model, not a curated record. Lineage: Eukaryota; Metazoa; Chordata; Actinopteri; Cypriniformes; Catostomidae. The transcript has 4 exons. Gene Ontology annotation, biological process: ubiquitin-dependent protein catabolic process via the multivesicular body sorting pathway; protein targeting to vacuole; protein targeting to membrane. Gene Ontology annotation, cellular component: ESCRT I complex. The coding region runs from base 98 to 1000 and encodes 300 amino acids.
CACACACUGGUGCGCCUUCAUGCCGAUGAGAGCUUCUCCGGCACCACUCCCGUGUUCACAUACAUUUGGCGCCGAGCUGGAGCAAAAUGGAAGUUAAAUGGCUGAUAAACGGAGUUGUUUAGUGCGUCUCACGGGGACAAGAAUGUCCCAGAAAAGGGACUUGAACUCUUACCCAGAUGGGUACAGGGCACUUAAUACCAGUGAACUACAGGAGCUCCUACAAGAUCAAGACAAAAUGAAUCAGGUCGCGCGACUCAGUGUAAAGUUCCAGGAGCUACAGCUGGACAGAGAAAUGUUGUUAGUGACCAAUCGUAGUCUUGCUGAAGAGAGCCUGUCACACCGCCCGCACCUCCAGAAUGGCAAGCUCCAAUUGGCUGCAAAGUACGAGAAGCUGGCAAAGCUGUCCACUGCCUGCAGGGAAAAGCAAAGCCGAAUUGAGGCCUUCACACAGAAGCACAGCCCUCAGAUUGCCCACAAUAUACUUCAAGAGGAGGUUGCACGUGCUGAAGAACAGUCUGAGGAGUUGCUGGAGAGAUUCAUGGAGGGCCACGUGCCCCUAGAGGAAUUCAUGGAUUCCUUUCAAAGCCACAGGAAGACGUACCAUAUCCGUCGUGCUCAAGCCGAGAAACUCCAGGAGCUUAGUCGACCCGAGAGGAAACCGAAGAAACAGGAAGAGGAGUCAAAGAGGGAGGAGGAGCUUAAAGAGUCCCGCCCCAACGGCAUCAGCACACACGGCCCUCCCCGUAUAUUCCAGCUCCGAUACGGUCUGACCCCGGCCAUCCUGUUGCCCCUGUCCUCUUCUUCUGCUUCGGUCUUGCCUCUCCUGGACUCGCGAUCAGGCCAGCCUCAGGCCUCGGGGCCCGGGGUCCCUCAUUCCUGCCCCAGGCAGCCUGUCGGGCUGAGAGUUAUUGGACAGUUACCUGGCUGGCCUGUGAGACCGGUCCGAUUGCAGCAGCUGUAUAGACCCAAUCCUCAUCCGUCUGAACCGCCAUGCCGAUAACGGCCAGCACUGUGAAUUCGGCAUGAAAGCAAAGUCCGGGACCGUCGGCCGUGCCUGGAAUAUACAUAAAGACCACGUGAAGCCUUCAUUGAGUCAAUAUAAAGUAUUUGGACACUUUAGUCACACAAAAAUGUCUGAAUUUUAUUGCAUUAGAUACAACAUAUCAAACCAAGUGGCAUCUGCAAACAAAUGAUACUAGAGCUUUUCUUAGAACUAACUUCACCAAUCCAUUUUUGUGAUUCCUUUUAAGUCAUUCAACAACAUAAAUACAUUUUUUAAAUGUGGCUGAAGUGUCCAAAUAUUUUGGGGCCACAAAAUAAAAAUUAUGCUGCAAUGAAAUCAAAAAUCCAUAUACCCAAAAAGGGAGAAGAGCGGAAAGCCAUAGCAUAUUUGUUAUUGUUGCUUGUCAUUGUUGCUUGUUCGAUUAACUUCUUUAUGUUUUGUAUUCGUGUUGGUUUAGUCUGGACCUGCAGGUGUUUAGCUGCUGUUUGUAUGAGGGAAGUUGCUUGUUUCAUGAGAAAAAACACUGCAUUUUGACUGGAAGUUCUUUCGUCGCCGCUAUGAGGCUUGUGAAAUGGCACCUUUUUGUAAUGUCUAUGGUGUUCAAUAAAGUCUAAUCAUGGUGUUUA